UGCAACAUCUCUAAAGACGUAGCAGUAGGAGCUAAAACAAUAUGGCUGCUUCCAUCAACGAGGUCUAGUUAGUGUGACGCACAUCGAUGGAGGGAGGGACUACAGAGAAACAUCCGGUGUUACAGAUUGUAUUUUUCAUUUAGUAAAUCAGGAAAACAAUACAACUGUAAUUAUAUAGCGAUUAGCGUAUACCUCUAACCUAUUGCUAACAGUAGAUCUACCGUUCUGGGCAAAGACGCGUCCCUUACUGACCAACCGCGAUAUAGCUGAAACAACUAAGAUUGUCCUAUCUCCCGACCCGUUCUUAAACCCCGGAAGUGCGGUUGUUUACGGAAUCAAGAGGAAAUGUAAGAUAGCUAAACGGAAACAAUGUCUAACGUACAGCUUUAGGGGCUUGAUUAUGUUGGCUAUUGGAUACAAAUUUUAGAAAUCAUAAUAUAUAUAUAUAUUUUAAAGUACGAGUAUACAAUGUUGCGUUAAAUGCGUAUCACAUGGUCGGGAUCUGCAACGUUAACUCUAAUUCAAAACUGGCGUGCCAGGCUAGUGAGCUAACAGUGGCGAUGGAAUCGAUUGUAUUGUAAGUUUCAUACUACGUCCAAUGCGAUGGAAUUAAUCAAUCAGUGAAGGCUGUUCAACCAAUUUACGUCGAAGACCUGUAAAUCUAUUCAACCAGAGGUGUGCCAAAUACAUGCCACAACGAGUCUCUGAAGUCGUACGCGUACUUCCCUUUAACUGAACUGUUCAAUUUAUUGACUAAAACACUACCCGAAGUUGUCACACACCAUUGCUAUUAUGGCCGAGACACUUGUUGUAACGUUUCAGUCCCAACUUUCGGGGGUGAUGGAAACAGUCUUCAAAGCGGCCAUGUUCGAGAUCACCCGACUAGUGGAGGACAGUUUUUUGGAAGAGGUGACCCGGUGCAGGGACCAGGUUGAGUCCCUCAAGAGGCGACUGAAGUGGUCGGAGAGCCGACGUAAAGAGAGAGAGGGAGACAGGAAAGAGAGAUGUGACUGCGGUAGGAUCGGGUUUUCUGGAGAGGAACAACCCUGUGUGACAGAAAGAAGUCUUAAAGAGGAGAGUGUGCUGCAAGAUGAAACAAACUGCUCUCAGGGCAAUGAAGGAGAGAUACCUUGUCAAGAAGCAGGAGGGGCUUACAGUGCUGCAAAGACACCACAGUCUCCAGGCCAAACGGUGGGUAGGCUGCUCAAGGAGGAAACCCUUCCAAUCACACCAGAAACUGCUGAAUCACAGGAGAGAUGGGGAGUCAGUUUGGAAGACACAGAGGCAUCUGGUCGUCCGGGACCCAGUAAACAUCUCACUGACCAGAAAGUAGAAAAGUGCCAUGUGAACUUGGAAUCUGGUUUCAAUCAGAGACCAGAACAAGACCAUGGUGGACACUCAGGUGACCCGUGUGAACAAGUUUUUCAGAGCAGGUAUGGGAUGGAAGACCUAAGUGGUUUUGACAAGACCUGCUACGGAGAUGCAAGUAUGAUAGACAUGAGUAACUUGGAUGGAUUGCAAGGAUCACCCUCACACCUGGGUGAGGAUAUGAGUUACAUGGGGAACUAUGAGGGAAAUGUUGAAGCACCAGAGGGAGUGGAGCAUCAAGUUUACCAGGCAGGCACCCAACGGAAGAGAGGGGCCACGGUUAGUUCAUAUGCAGUGUCACCAUCAAAGACUAAUACUGAAGUAAGCGGAGAGUUCAGCUGUUUACUGAUCAAUGAAGAGGGGUAUCUACAGGACCCAAGUAUCUUAUAUCCUGCACAGAUGUCUGCUGAUGCAGGCAGCAGGUUGAACCUCCGAGGCGACAGUAUUCGCAUUGACCCUUCUUUAAACAGAACAGAGGAUAUGUACAGGCCCUCGGAUGGCUAUAGUGGUACUAUAAACCUGGGUGAGAGUUUGCAGCAUCAGCAGGGCAGGAAAGUAGGUAGAAGACUCACCUGUAAUCAAUGCUCUCUGCCGUUCUCUGAUCCAGCAACUUUAAAAGCACACAAACAGACACACAAAGGCACUGGACAAGCUCCACCAUAUUCCUGCAACCAAUGUGGAAAGACCUUUACUCAAGCCUGUAACCUCAAAGUCCACCAGAGGAUUCACUCAGGGCAGGGGCUACACCUCUGCAGCCACUGUGGUGAAGGUUUCCCUUCUUUCUCAGACCUAAAGACACAUAAGUGCGGCCAAACAUGCGACAAACCUUACUGCUGCACCUUGUGUGGGAACAAGUUCAGCCGACUCUGGAAUCUAAAGCUGCACCGAAGAAUUCACACGCAAGAAAAACCUCACCGCUGCACCAUGUGUGAUAAGAGCUUUACACGAGCAGAUAUAUUGAAGGUUCACCAGCGUACCCACACUGGGGAAAGACCGUACUGCUGUGCUGUCUGUGGCCUCAGCUUCAAACGUCUGGAUCACCUGAAGUCACAUCAACGUAAACACAUGACAGAUCUGCAAAACUAAAGAGUUUGGGAGAGAUUUGCAAAUAUUACACGAUUAUAAGAUUCAAACAUAAAUACUUCUAUGUCAACAUCUCAUCAACACAGUGUUAUGUAUUUCUAUCUGUAUUAAAAAAAGAGCAGUUUUGGUUUUAUUUGUUUUUGUUUAUUUGUCUGUACCCAGUUAUUGCUGCAUAUGUGUAGCUGGAAAAUGAACUCAGUAACUGGAUAUGUUUGAGAACAUUAUAGAUGCAUCAUUUUUUUCAGUUGACUCACUUGAAAACACCUGAUCUUUCUCCUGGUCAAGACUAAAGAAUACUAUUAAUUUGUUUUUAAUUAGACCCAUCUAAUUUACAUUUAUUCAAGGUCUAAAGGCAACACUUCUGUUCGAUAAUAAACUCUAAAACCCUUCACA
This is a messenger RNA of Notolabrus celidotus (New Zealand spotty), 2844 nucleotides long. RefSeq lists its product as uncharacterized. The transcript is spliced from 4 exons. NCBI's taxonomy places the organism in Eukaryota, Metazoa, Chordata, Actinopteri, Labriformes, Labridae. The record is from RefSeq and is a predicted model, not a curated record. Gene Ontology annotation, cellular component: nucleus. The coding region runs from base 793 to 2454 and encodes 553 amino acids.